This is a messenger RNA of Hemiscyllium ocellatum (epaulette shark), 1668 nucleotides long. RefSeq names its product transmembrane protein 266 (gene tmem266). NCBI's taxonomy places the organism in Eukaryota, Metazoa, Chordata, Chondrichthyes, Orectolobiformes, Hemiscylliidae. The coding region runs from base 1 to 1668 and encodes 555 amino acids. The record is from RefSeq and is a predicted model, not a curated record. Gene Ontology annotation, cellular component: plasma membrane. Gene Ontology annotation, molecular function: voltage-gated channel activity. The transcript is spliced from 10 exons.
AUGGAUUCAACAGCCAGACAAGCUGAGUUUACCAUGAAGGGUUCUCCUUCUCAACCUCUCCCCUCACCUGAAGUAUGGCUUGGUCAGGAAGGGACUGUGUCAGACCUUGAGAUCAUCUCGCAGCAGGUGGAGGAGGAGAGCCAGUGCAUCGCCCCUGUGCAACUUGUCAGCUUCGGCUAUCGCGACCUGCCCCUGGCUGCACUUGACCUCUCGUUGGCCGGGUCACAGCUACUUUCCAACAUGGAUGACGACGAUCAAAGAGAGAGCUCGAACUGGCUGAAGCCUUGCUGUGGGAGACGGACAGCUGUCUGGCAAGUGGUCCUACUCAGCGCUGGACUCAACUGCUUCCUGGUAGCGUCCGUGGUCCUGGUUGUCCUCCUGCUAACGCUGGAGCUCCUCAUCGACACCAAGUUACUUCAGUUUACCAGCGCAUUCCAGUUUGCGGGGAUCAUUCACUGGAUAAGUCUUGUCAUCCUCUCUGUUUUCUUCACUGAGACUGUCUUCAGGAUUGUGGUACUUGGCAUUUGGGACUAUAUUGAGAACAAACUGGAGGUGUUUGAUGGUGCAGUCAUCGUCCUGUCAUUGGCUCCCAUGGUGGCCUCGACUGUAGCAAAUGGACCCAGCAGCCCAUGGGAUGCCAUCAGCCUAAUCAUCACCCUUCGCAUUUGGAAGGUCAAACGCAUCAUUGACGCUUACGUCCUGCCAGUUAAGGUGGAGAUGGAGAUGGUCGUCCAACAGUACGAGAAGGCCAAACAGGUCAGAGAGGAACAACUUGAACGACUCACACAAAUUUGUCAGGAACAAGCUUUUGAAAUCAGACAGCUAAGAGCCCACCUAGCACAGCAGGACCUGGAUCUCGCUGCUGAAAGGGAGGCUGCUAUGGAAAUGCACCAUGUCUGGAACAAGCAGAGCAGCAAGUUUCAAGUCGUCGAUGGCUCAACCACUGGAGUGUCUGAUGAUGAGAGUCCUGAUGGCAUCAUUGAUCCACGCCAAACACAAAAAGCUGUCACCAGAGAUGAUAUGAACAAUUACAUCAGCCAGUAUUACAGUGAACCCAACAGCGAUAUGGGAAUUCCAGAAGGUACCUCCCAUGUUAUCACAACUGCUGCCAUCGAUGUCCAUCUCCCCAGCUCCCUUCACAAUGCCUCGUCUGACCUCUUGACAGUGGAGACGCCUGCAAAGCUCGAGAGGGCGAGCAGUUCCGUGAGCGAUAAUUCAGGCAGUGCCUCCAGAUCUAUAGACAGCACCACCACACAAGCCCAAAGCAUCAGCAGCCAAACCCUGGGCUCCUCCACGGACUGCAGCACAACCAGGGAAGCAUCGUCCGAAAGCUACCUGUUGGAAAGGCCUGAGAAGGAGGUGGGAGUGCACCAGGACAAAAGGGUGGUGGUGCAAGAACUCCUGUCCACCUUAUCAGAGGAUACGUGCCUGACUCAGAAGGGUCUGGACCCAGUAAACCUCAAGCUACCAAGUCCACCUGGGUCCACUAACGCCAGCCCAGAGCUGGGACAUAGGGUUAACAUUUAUAACAAAAAGAACCAGGACCAUCUCUGUGUGCACCCAACAACGCCAGUCAUCCAGAUACAAGGCAACGACAUCUCACUCGAGGAAAAGUACAGAUUCCUGGAACCUACAGAAUCUACAGUGAACAGACUGCCAGAGUCUUAG